Molecule: messenger RNA, 3621 nt
Organism: Fonsecaea erecta
Lineage: Eukaryota; Fungi; Ascomycota; Eurotiomycetes; Chaetothyriales; Herpotrichiellaceae
Exons: 2
Coding region: 1-3621 (1206 amino acids)
Biological process (GO): protein localization to plasma membrane
Cellular component (GO): plasma membrane
Source: RefSeq, a predicted model, not a curated record
AUGAGCUCCCUACUCAACCCUAUUCACAGUGCGAAGCAGAAAUGCCGCCCCAAACACCAGGUCCUUGUCCUGAAAUGCUAUCCCAAAUACCAGAAGAAUGUUCAGGAGGUUAAGCCCAUGUCCUCCGAGCUCAGCUACUUGCUUUAUUAUGCAUCCACUCGUCGCAACAAGCUGCAGAAGGUCGGCGCAUUCCUCGAGAAGAAGAACGCCGGCGAUGUCUGGAAAGGAAGGCUCGGCAAUGUCCAGGUCACCCUUCAGAUCCUCGCUGCCAUCAUUGAGAAAGCGCCCCGCGACCUCUCCCUUUAUUCCAGAUCCGUUCUCACCAUCCUCGAUUCGGUCCUACGGUCGAAAGACGUGAACAUGGUGGAAGACUCGAUUCCCACAUUUGAAGCAUACUGUAAAUAUGUGGAUGUCGCCUCGCUCACGGCCGAUCAGCAGCGGGCUCAGCAAUAUAUCUCCCUGGUGCAGCACUACGCGGGAUUUGCCUUGAAAACAAAACCCUCCGAUAAGAAACAAGGCGACUCCAUCCCGCUCUCUCUGAGAUGGCGGAGAAUCGGGCUCCGGGCCAUUCGGGCCGUCGUGGCCUCUGACGCUUUGGCCGUGGAUUCUAGUCGACAACUGAACCUGGUCAUGCCGGUGAUUCUGGAGAACAUGUCGCUAGAAGAAGAGAACAUCCUGUCUACAUUGCAGCAGCGAGCAAAGACAAGCGAGAGGAUGGACGAUGAAUCGGCUAGGAGGAGGCGCAUGAGUAUUGCCACCGUCACGACCGUCGACACCAUUGACGGCGAUCCAGCUGCCGCCGUGGAGACCACUGCAGGGGCGGACAAGGUCGCCGAAGACGAGGUUAGAGCCUUGGCACUGAGAUGCCUGAAACAAAUCUUCUCUGUCGGUAUUGGAAGUACAAGAGGUCAAACGAGGUUGGCAACAGCUUUGACCCUGAAGUUCAUUGCUUCGAAAAACCCGCCCAAAGUUACCCCGGAAACAUCAAGAACCGGCAACUGGGCGACGUCUCUGUUUGAAGCAAUUGCGAGAUGGACGCCCGUUCAAGAUCGUUUCAUUAUCGUCGUCACCGCCAUGGAAACAUUGGUCAGAAGCCCCGUGGCGGAAGGCGUCCUGGAAAAACAGCUGGUCCUCACGACCAUGAUCGAUUGGCUUCUCAGUUCGCCUGUCAAUCUCAUUGGAUUGAGCGUCAUGGAUGUUCUGCUCGGAUUCAUUCAGCACAUGCUGGUUCUCCUCCAGCUUGGUGGACCCAAUGCUCGUAUGCCACAGCCACAUCGAGAGGACACUCUCGGCUUCUAUCGAGAAGCCAAGGAGGCAUUCGAUCCAGGCUCAAUCUUGACCGAAAACAAAAUGUCCCGAACGCCUUCUAAAGAGCUAACCGCAUCGCCCGUCCGGCAAGAAUUGCUGGAGAGGUUGCAGAAAUGCAUCGCUUCCCUUUCCAACCACAUCUACUACACAGACCAGAUCAGUGACAUGCUGACAGCAAUCCUUGCGCGGCUGAAACCAUCACCACAGUCGGACGUCCCAACAUCGGCAGCGGCGAUUAAUGACCCAGCAGCCGCAACAAAAGCAAUUGCGGAGUCUGCGAACAUCCACGAAGACACCAACACCUCUACGUUCUUCUCGUUCGCAACUGCGCGGGUCGCUGCUUGCCGAGUCAUCAAAGAAAUCUUGGUCCGCGCCAAUAGCAGACGAAGCGCAACAGGAGCACCCAUCGAAGCACGUGCACGGGUCGGGGUGCAAGUGUGGGAAGGCACCCAGUGGCUUCUCAAGGAUGAAGACCAUGAGGUGAGAUUUGCGUACGUCGACGCAUUACUGGCCUGGCUCAAGCUUGAAACCACCAAGAGCGACAUGCUUCUGCCCCGAGACGGCAAUCGAAAGCAAGCGCAGUCUAAGAAACACCUGGGCGAGAACGGCGUGGCUAAGAGGGCGGUCUCGAGCGCAUCUCGCAAAGAAAACAAACCUACGAGAUCCAACUUCCUUGCUCUACUCCAUCUCGCUGUUUACGACAGCGUCCUGGAGGAUGUUGAGAACGAAUCGAAUCUGCUUCUUCUCUACCUCCUCUUAACCAAAUUGGUUGAACGUCUCGGCGUCAACGCGGUUCGCAGUGGCUUGCCCAUGAUCCUGAGACUCCAGGAAACAGCUCUUAAUGGAGAGGUCGUCUCCACGUCUGGACGAGUCAACGUCGCGAGUGUGGUGCAUGGCUAUCUGUGGACGAUCGCGGACAAUUUUGACUUUGAGACAAGCCCAAUCGGCCAGGAGAUCAACGCAGAGAUCUCUAGGAGGAAACGCUUUGGGAUCUGGCUCGAAAGGGUCAAAUUUCCUGCCCUGUCCGUCGAGGACAUCAGACAUCUUCGGAAGGGGGAUCAGAAGCCCCCGCUCUAUAAUGAAGAAGCCGUCGAAACCAUCAAGCCGUUCUUGUCAAUUGCAAACAUUGUGGAGGAAAUUGCAUCUGCAUAUGACAGCACUUUGCUGACGCCGCCAACCUCUGCCCCAUCCUCACCUGGCAGAAUUUUCUCGGUUCCGAGUCUUGGAUUUGGCUACGGUUACGGAGCCGCUCCUCAACCGAAGCCCUCGAGAGAGGACCAGCUUCCACAAAAGGUCAAGGACGAGAUGGCCGCAGGGUGGAGCAGAGAAGCAUGCAUUGCUGCGGUCGAGAAGGAGAGUGCCGCAUCUGUGACCGGAUCUCGAACUGGGGCAUCUUCCAUCCCCAAACAACACCUCGGUCUCAAUGGUGCUGCUCGUCCGUUUGGCUCGGUGAAUGGGAAAGAGUCAACAGGGGCUGUGAAUGGCACCACAACCCCAACAUACGGUCUUACUGGCGGAUUAGGAAGCCUCACCCAGGUUCGAAGGGCGAGUGCCACCGGGUCUCCUGCAAGGGUCCCGACCACGUCCAGCAGAGAUUCCACGGUGAGGGUUACUGAUUUGAAAAGAGCGCUCUCCGGCUACGGCGUUUCUGGGAGGCGACAGAGUCCGCUGCGGAGACCGCAGGCAAGUUCUCGAAGGAGUACGGCGAGCAGCGGAAGCAGCAGCAGCAUGCUUAGUUGGGAUGAUGCUGACGAUCGAAACCCGUCCUUCCUCGACGUAGCAGCUAGUGGUAGCCCGAACGACCAGGCUCUCGUCAGCGGUCCGCCUAGGCCGCAGACAUCAUCCUCAACCAACGCGAAGACGGCAGAUCAAAGGGACCAGAAAGAGGUCACAUACCACGAUCAAGCGACGCUGCCGAGCGUCACAAUCGAUCCUCGUACGGAUGCAACAGUGCCGCCCGUGCCAAAGAUCCCGUCAACCCUCAACCUUCCGGGUACAUGGCCCCGUGAUACUUCGCCUGCGCGACCAGCAGAGACAUCGCCGGAUACAGCAGCCCCAGGCGUGCCAGAAAGUCCUGAAUCACGAAAAACCACGAGCAAAGCAUAUUCGCCGUCUCCAGUGCGAGAGAAGCAAAGCCUUCGAAAGGCCUCCCGGCCAACAAGCCGCAAGGGGCCGACGUCACUAUCCUCAUCUCCAAAUGAAAAGUUCGAUCUGGGGUCACUGUUGGCGGCCAUUCCUAUUCCCAUUGCAGACGCAGCAGGGGAUAUGCAGAAGGAAAACCGAACCGGCCGGCUCAUUCGGCCUCCUUAUUGA